CGAUCACCACCGCCUCCUCUGACGCUCGUCCCACCUCCCCCAUUUGAAACCUCCUCUCGCUCGACCCCUCUCCUCUCUCCUCCUCUUCUUCUCCGCCCCCUCCUCUUCUUCGAGAGAGCUCGUCUCGAUCGCCAAUGGCGUCCAUCGCCGCGGAGGAGAAGCUCGAGAAGCUCCGCUCUGCUGUUGCUAGCCUCGAUCAGAUCAGUGAGAACGAGAAAUCCGGGUUCAUCGACCUCGUGAUACGCUACUUGAGUGGAGGGGCGGAUAAGAUCGAUUGGAGUAAGAUCGAGACUCCAACUGGGGAAGUGUUGCUACCGUACGCGAGUUUAGCGCCUCCUCCAGAAGAUCUCGAGACAACUAGGAAGCUUCUUGACAAGCUUGUUGUACUGAAGCUCAAUGGAGGAUUGGGCACGACAAUGGGAUGUACUGGUCCCAAGUCCGUCAUUGAAGUCCGUAAUGGUUUUACAUUUCUUGACCUAAUUGUCAUGCAAGUAGAGUCUCUAAACAACAAGUAUGGGUGCAAUGUGCCUUUGAUCUUGAUGAAUUCAUUCAAUACUCAUGAAGAUACCCAAAAGAUUUUGGAGAAAUAUUCCAAGGCGAACAUUGAAAUUCAUACUUUUAAUCAGAGCAAGUACCCUCGUUUGGGUGUUGAGGACUUCUUGCCUCUGCCAUGCGAAGGGAAAACUGGGAAGGAUGGCUGGUAUCCUCCAGGGCAUGGUGAUAUGUUCCGGUCCUUAUUGGACACGGGCAAGCUUGGUCUGUUUCUGUCACAGGGGAAGGAGUAUGUGUUCAUCUCAAAUUCAGACAACCUGGGUGGCGUAGUUGACAUAAAGAUACUAAACCAUUUGCUCCACAGCCAAAAUGAGUAUUGUAUGGAGGUCACUCCAAAAACUUUGGCUGAUGUUAAAGGUGGCACACUAAUUUCAUUUGAAGGAAGGCUUCAGCUUUUGGAGGUCGCACAAGUACCUGACGAAAAUGUGAAUGAAUUCAAGUCGAUUGAGAGGUUCAAGAUUUUCAACACCAACAAUCUAUGGGUGAACCUGAAGGCCAUUAAGCGGCUCGUCGAAGCUGAUGCACUUAAAAUGGAGAUUAUCCCAAACCCCAAGGAAGUGGAUGGGGUGCAAGUACUUCAGCUGGAAACAGCGGUUGCUGCGGGGAUUCGUUUCUUCGACAAUACAAUCGGUAUUAACGUGCCCAGGUCCAGAUUUCUCCCAGUGAAGGCAACAUCAGAUUUGCUGCUCGUUCAGUCUGAUCUUUAUACUGUCGAUGAUGGCUUUGUUAUCCGUAGCGAAGCUAGAAUAAGCCCCUCAAAUCCCUUAGUCGAAUUAGGCCCCGAGUUCAAAAAGGUUGCCAAUUUCCUCGAUCGCUUUAAGUCGAUACCCAGUAUAGUUGAGCUUGAUAGGUUAAAGAUCCACGGCGAUGUUUGGUUUGGUGCUGACGUAGUACUUAAGGGCAAGGUAAGCAUCACAGCAAAACCAGGAGUCAAGUUGGAGAUUCCAGAUGGAGCUGUGCUUGAAGACAAGGAAAUCAACGGCCCUUAGGACCUUUGAGAAUGUUUGACCUUCUCCACUUUUUCGAAUGCCAUGUCACAUAAUCUAUCAGGUUCUCUUUUGUGCAGUUUAAUGGUGCAGUUCUCGUUAAUAUGCAGAAAUUAGCGUUUUUGUGCAAAUGCACAUACCUCCUACAAAUUAAUUCUUGUAUGUCCGCUUCAAAAUUUCAAUGUUCCUUACAUGCUGUUUUCAUGUGGUGCAUUAUUUGAUUCUUAUGUUCAUAGUGUAAUAUGGGCCACUCAUGUAUUUUCACUUUCGACAAACUCGUACUUGGGUUAAUUUGUUCCCUUUUUGGAUUUUAUUUUUGCUUGCGGGCAGCCAAAA
Molecule: messenger RNA, 1874 nt
Organism: Ananas comosus (pineapple)
Lineage: Eukaryota; Viridiplantae; Streptophyta; Magnoliopsida; Poales; Bromeliaceae
Product: UTP--glucose-1-phosphate uridylyltransferase-like
Exons: 21
Coding region: 135-1541 (468 amino acids)
Biological process (GO): glycogen metabolic process; UDP-alpha-D-glucose metabolic process
Cellular component (GO): cytoplasm
Molecular function (GO): UTP:glucose-1-phosphate uridylyltransferase activity
Source: RefSeq, a predicted model, not a curated record